AUGAAUCUUGAUAUUACAAAAGACUUUAAGACAAGUUUUAUAUAUUCACCUCCAUUUGGACUUCUUUCUCUUGUCAAGUAUUUAAUGCCAAAUUGUGAUGAUAUAAAUGCUUCAGAUUAUGAUGGAAUGUUGGCUAUUCAUUUGGCUGCUGCUUAUAAUUGUAAAGAAAUUACUGAACUUCUUUUAUUGAAUGGCGCAGAUAUUAAUGCAAAAGAUGGUUCUGGAAACACUGCUCUUCGUUUGGCUGCUGCAAAUUGUUGUAAUGAAGUAGUAAAACUUCUUAUAUUAUAUGGUGCUGAUAUUAACUCCAGGGAUCUCAAUGAUUAUAAUCCUCUUUGCGCAGCUGUAGGCAGAAAUAAUAUUGAAAUAGUGAAACUUCUUAUUUCACAUGGUGCAAAUGUUAAUGAAAAAUGCAAUGAUGGCAACGCUGCUAUUCACAUUUUAGCUGAUUUGUAUGACAAUAAAGAAUUGAUGGAACUUCUUAUAUCAAAUUCGGCAGAAAUUAAUUCAAAAGGCAAUCUUGGAUUCACUGCUCUUCAUUAUGCGUGUAUACAUGAUUCCAAUCAAUUAGCAGAUACUUUGCUAUCACAUGGUGCAAAUAUUCAAGAAAAACAAGGUACGGGGGUGGUACCUCUUCAUUUAGCUGCAGCUCGAAACAGCCUUAAAACUCUUAAAAUUUUACUUUCUAAAGGUGCCAAUAUAAAUGAAAAAGAUAAUAAUGAGUGUACUGCUCUUCAUUAUGCAGAUGUGGUCAACUUCAAAACAAAUAUAGAAAUCCUAAUUUCUAAUGGCGCCGAAAUUAAUGCAAAAAAUGCAGACGGACAAACUCCUCUUUAA
Trichomonas vaginalis G3 is the source of this 837-nucleotide messenger RNA. RefSeq names its product cyclin-dependent kinase inhibitor 2C-related family. The coding region runs from base 1 to 837 and encodes 278 amino acids. Gene Ontology annotation, molecular function: protein binding. The transcript has a single exon. Gene Ontology annotation, cellular component: cytoplasm; nucleus. NCBI's taxonomy places the organism in Eukaryota, Parabasalia, Trichomonadida, Trichomonadidae. The record is from RefSeq and is a predicted model, not a curated record.